Molecule: messenger RNA, 1704 nt
Organism: Giardia duodenalis
Lineage: Eukaryota; Fornicata; Diplomonadida; Hexamitidae
Exons: 1
Coding region: 1-1704 (567 amino acids)
Source: RefSeq, a predicted model, not a curated record
AUGAACGUCAUCGGCAAACAACAGCAAAUCGGGAUCCUUGGAGUACUGCUAAGGAACAAGGACAUCCCUCUGUGGGUCAUCGAUGCUUACGUCGCAAAGUUUGAAGAGACUACCGUCCAAUCGGAGGUUGCUUUUGCUGCAAAGCGUAACGGGACCCUUCAGGUUUUAAAUAUCCCUGUACCAACUACUACUAAACCUUCUUGCUUCAACACUCCAGAUCUCCGAGCUCUCGCUGAUCUCACCUGGUCGCGCCUGCUCAAUCAAUCUCCCUCAGCCGAGACCCUUGAAGGACUAACUGCCCUGCUGAUGCAGCAUGGGGAGAUCCCAGCAUAUUUCAGACGUGCCUCGUGGACGUAUUUGACACUCAAGUACACCCAGGAGGCAGAAGUCAUAUGUAAGAAGAUACUGGCGAGUCCUCUUACGCACACAAUGCCUUUAAAUGUCGAUACUGCAGCCAUGGAAGCAGGAUACUACAACAGCUAUCGAACUCAGGAGGACGGGUCAGUCCUUUCCAGCGAUGCACUUAUACCUAUCGAUAAGAUAUACGAGGCAGAGGGUCACGUGUGGAGUGUCUUUUAUGUCCGGGGCAAUAGACUCCUUAUGGCUGAUGCCCACCGCACCUUUAGAGAGUUAAAGCUAUUUGAGACGAACUCUCCCCUUUUCCCUUCCUUCUGUGACGUCCUGGUUGCUGUCAUAAGCAGCAGCAAGACGCCAUAUGUUCAAGGAUUAACAUACCUGUGUGGCGUCACGCUUCUGUAUUCAAGAACCCUCUAUGAAGCCGUAGGGAUAGCUCUAAGGGUCACUAAGAUGAGCAAUGUGUAUCGCUCAUUCAUCCUGAUGGAAAAGGAGCGCAUUGAUACCGUUAGCUGUGCAGUCAUAAAGAUUGUUUCGCUUAUUCUCUCGGGUGAAUGCUUAGACUCUAUCGAUUGCACCCAAACUCAACGAGUCACCAGCCUAUUUAAUAGGAAGAAGGUCAAGACGAGGGAGCCUCUGGGGCUAGCGUACUAUGGUUUCGAGGGAUAUGAGGCAUAUUUUAACUUCUGUACCGAUAAGCAGGUCUUGGCUCCAAUGGCUUCGUCUGCUCAUAGCUUCAAUGGCAGUGCUAGGGCAGUAACCCAAGGAUCAUCCAGCGCAAACGAUUGCAAUACCUCUGAUGCUGUUGAAGAGGCCACUACUGUGAGCAUCGACGAAGCCACGCUUACUGCCUGCGACUCUGCCCCAGAGACCCCCCAAGUGACAGCACUGCACAGACAGCUUCGCCAGCGUGCGCACAACCUUUUCAAGUCCAAUUUCGAUACAAUCUUUGAGAUUAUACCCGCUGUUACAUCUAGCUGCGUUUUAACGGUGUUUAGCAAGGUUUCCUUUGAGCUUUCACUUUUCGUCAUGGACGUCCUCUCAUAUACAGAAGAGCUAGAUCAAGCGUUCAUCCUGUUAACAGUAACACUCGUCGUAGUGGUUAUCUGUCAGACUUCAGUUCGCAUUGCAACGAACCCAGACUCGGAGACUGGUGCUGUGGCCAAUGGGUCCUUGACAGACGAUGAGGUGACAGGGGCCAUCAUGAAGGACCUUACGAAGAUAACUACAAACGUCACCAGCUUCAUUAUGUGCUUCCGGGAUGUAAUUAAGCUUAGCAAGAAGUCAGAAACAAUCCAGCAGCAGAUGCGGACAUUGGAUGCCGUAUUUGCCGCCAUCAAUAACGAGUGA